Molecule: messenger RNA, 1086 nt
Organism: Otolemur garnettii (small-eared galago)
Lineage: Eukaryota; Metazoa; Chordata; Mammalia; Primates; Galagidae
Gene: CCL19
Product: C-C motif chemokine ligand 19
Exons: 4
Coding region: 436-738 (100 amino acids)
Biological process (GO): cellular response to tumor necrosis factor; neutrophil chemotaxis; positive regulation of GTPase activity
Cellular component (GO): extracellular region
Molecular function (GO): CCR chemokine receptor binding; chemokine activity
Source: RefSeq, a predicted model, not a curated record
GCCACCAAAGAGAUGACAGUGCAAACCCUCUGCCUGGAGUGACAAUGCACAGUCCCUUUUCUUGCCUUUUCUUAGCCAGAUUGCAGACUUAUUAGGUUUGUUCUCAGAGCUGAAGCCAGGAAGCGGCUGUUGAAGGGGAAGAGGGAGGGCAGGGUCAGGUUCUGCCAGUGGGGGGCAGAGGGAAUCCACAGAAUGAAACAUGAGGGGAAUUUCUGGACAGAGAAUGAAAGCACUCAUAAAUAAAAGGGGGCCAGAGGCUCACAAAGUAUCACUAGCUCACACUUCUUGGGCCAUACCAUCUGCCUGCAAGGACCCCUGUGCUUUUCCCAUUACUCUCCUGCACGCCCGGCCAAGCCAAAGCCUUACAUAGACUCCUGCACACACCCAGAGCCACUCACACUCACACGCACUGUUGCUCUGCCUCUGUUCCCCUUCAUGGCACCCCAUGUGGCCCCAGUACUGGCCCUCAGUCUGCUGGCUCUCUGCACUUCCCCAGUUCUAGGUGGUGCUAAUGAUGCUGAAGACUGCUGCCUGUCUGUUACCCAGCGCCCCAUCCCUGGGAACAUUGUGAGGGCCUUUCGCUACCUCCUCAUCAAGGAUGGCUGCAGGGUGCCUGCUGUUGUGUUCACCACACUGAGGGGCCACCAGCUCUGUGCACCCCCAGACCAGCCCUGGGUGGACCGUAUCAUCCGAAGAUUGAAGAAGACCGCUGCCAAGAGCAAGCGCCAUAGCAGUUAGCCAUGACAACACCAAAGGGAGCCCUGUGUCUGGGUGAAGGAAUAUGAAUCACCCUGGCCUGGAGAACCAAGGACCAGAAGGGAGGGCCAGGUUUCAGCUCCUCAGCACCAGACCUGACCCAGCCAGGGCAGAACCUGGAGCAUCAAUGUGAGUGUGAGUGUGUGAAUGCGAGCAAGAGGGUGUGUGAGGGCAUAGCUUCUCCACACCCAGAACGCAAUGCUUCCAAUAAAGCUAUUGGCACUCACAAAUCCGUCUGCAUCUGUUUGCUGCCUAUCUAAGAGGGCAGGUAUAGGAAGGAUGGAGAUGAGAAGGCAGGAUCUAUUUUCCAUCUAGUGGCCUGAACAAACU